Molecule: messenger RNA, 1086 nt
Organism: Telopea speciosissima
Lineage: Eukaryota; Viridiplantae; Streptophyta; Magnoliopsida; Proteales; Proteaceae
Product: bidirectional sugar transporter N3-like
Exons: 6
Coding region: 160-1086 (308 amino acids)
Biological process (GO): carbohydrate transport
Cellular component (GO): membrane
Molecular function (GO): sugar transmembrane transporter activity
Source: RefSeq, a predicted model, not a curated record
ACAUCAGAUCGAUAGAGAAUUGCAGGAGCCAAAUGCUUGGCUUUCUCACCUGCUCAACCUCUACUUCUACCUAGUUUUCCUUCUUAAUUUUGAGAGAGACAGAAAAGGGAGAGGUGGAGGUAAAGAGACAGAGCUUCAACUACUAGUGGAUAUACAGAGAUGGGCAUAUUCUCCAUUCAGCCUAAUCCAUUGGUUUUCACCUUUGGUCUCUUAGGUAAUAUCAUCUCAUUCAUGGUGUAUGUUGCUCCAGUGCCAACAUUUAUCAGGGUUUACAAGAAAAAAUCAACUGAAGGGUUUCAAUCUUUGCCAUAUGUGACAGCACUGUUCAGUGCCAUGCUUUGGAUAUAUUACGCAUACCUGAAGACUGGUGCAAAUUAUCUUAUCACCAUUAAUUCUGUUGGAUGUGUCAUAGAGACAAUCUACAUUGCCAUCUACUUGGUUUAUGCACCAAGAAAAGCAAGGAUUUUGACAGCGAAGUUUCUUGUGUUGCUGAAUUUUUGUGCGUUCUCCAUGAUCCUUCUUCUCAGUCAAUUCUUAACCAAAGGUCUGAAGAGGGUUCAAGCUGUUGGAUGGGUUUGUGUUGCCUUCUCUGUAAUCGUCUUUGUGGCACCCUUAAGCAUUGUGAGGCUGGUCAUACGCACAAGGAGUGUGGAGUUCAUGCCAUUUACUCUAUCCUUCUUCCUCACCUUGAGUGCAGUUAUGUGGUUCUCAUAUGGGUUUCUUCUGAAGGACCUUUUCAUUGCUCUCCCAAACAUACUGGGUUUCAUCUUUGGAGUACUACAGAUGGUGGUAUAUGUGAUUUACAAGGGUUGUAAUAAGAAGGUUAAAGUGAUGAGGGAGGAGAAGAAGCUGCAAGAACAAGUCAAGCUAAGCAAUAUUAGAUGUUUGGAGGUGAACCCACCAGUUGAUCAUUCACAAGAAACCAUGGAAGGGAGGAAUAAUAUAAAUGUGAUCAGGAAUGAAGCAGCUGAAGAGCAGAAUGGGCAUGAAGGAGAGAGGAACCCAACCAUCCUAACUAUCCCUAGUGAGGAGGAACGGAUGGGACCCACAAAUGAAGUCAAGGUCAAUAUUGUGUGCCAAGCCUGA